CGGGUCUUUUUCGAUUCCUGUUGUAAGCUGUCUGUCAAGUGAAGAGGCUGGGGCUUUCGGCUUGACGCUAUUUGGCCUCAACAGCUCCGGCCUAAAGGUUUAAAGGAGGUACAUUUGAAAUAUACUUUACGUCGCCAAAUGAGAAAGUAAUGUAUCCCUGGUUUACUUAGAACAGGGAGUUCCGCACGUUCACAAAUUAAUGUACAGAGGGGUAGAGGUGCUAGAUAACGUUACCCACAAUCUAUCAAUCUUGUUGGUGUUUCUGUCGCAGCUUCUUGUCUUUACACUUUCAAAACAGCUCUUUCUGAUUUUGGGGGAUACAAUGGGGGCGUUUUUGGACAAGCCAAAGAUGGAGAAGCACAAUGCUCAUGGUGAGGGGAACCGUCUGACCUAUGGCCUGAGCAGCAUGCAGGGCUGGAGGGUGGAGAUGGAGGAUGCCCACACGGCAGUCAUUGGCCUGCCUCAUGGGCUCGACCCUUGGGCCUUCUUUGCGGUUUAUGAUGGGCAUGCUGGCUCCCAGGUGGCUAAAUACUGCUGCGGGCACCUUCUGGAGCACAUCACCAGCAACCCAGACUUCCAGAGUGCUCUGGAGCCGGAACCCAACGUAGAGAGUGUGAAGACCGGCAUCCGCACAGGUUUCCUGCAGAUUGACGAGCACAUGCGGUCCAUCUCUGAGAAGAAGCACGGUGUGGACCGCAGCGGCUCCACCGCGGUGGGGGUCAUGAUUUCCCCAGGUCACAUCUACUUCAUCAACUGUGGAGACUCCCGGGGUCUUCUUAGCCGUGGAGGAGCUGUGCACUUUUUCACACAGGACCACAAGCCCAGCAACCCACUGGAGAAGGAGAGGAUCCAGAACGCAGGUGGCUCUGUCAUGAUCCAGCGAGUGAAUGGCUCUCUGGCAGUGUCCCGGGCACUGGGAGACUUUGACUACAAGUGUGUGCAUGGCAAGGGCCCCACGGAGCAGCUGGUUUCACCAGAGCCUGAGGUGUAUGCCAUUGAAAGGUCUGAGGUGGAAGAUGAGUUCAUCGUCCUAGCCUGCGACGGCAUCUGGGAUGUCAUGGCCAAUGAGGAACUUUGUAACUUUGUCAGGUCCAGGCUUGAGGUGACCGAUGACCUUGAGAGAGUCUGCAAUGAAAUUGUUGACACUUGCUUGUACAAGGGGAGUCGGGACAAUAUGAGUGUUGUGCUGAUCUGCCUCCCAGGGGCUCCAAAGGUGACUGCAGAAGCUGUGAAAAGGGAAGCAGAGCUGGAUAAGUACCUGGAAAGCAGAGUAGAAGAGAUCAUAAAGAAGCAGGGAAACGAAGGGGUUCCAGACUUGGUCCACGUGAUGCGGACGUUAGCAUCGGAGAGCAUCCCUAACCUCCCUCCUGGGGGAGAGCUGGCCAGCAAACGAAGCGUUAUUGAAGCAGUGUACAACAAACUAAACCCAUACCGAGGUGAUGACGCAGACUCCGCAUCGACAGACGACAUGUGGUAACACAACCCCUACCACUAACACAGCACAGAGUUUACAAACCUCUACCCUCAAGAAUCACAGUAGCUCCAUUCAGCAGCUUGUCUCCCCACCACUCUGAGCGUUCCAUUUGUAAGAAGGGAAUAUGAUGGGAGGAGGAGGAGGAGAUGCGCACACACACCCCUACACCCCAGAUAGAGCAGCACCAGUCAGCUCUGGAGUUCAGGAUCCCCUCCAUUUUUGUCUCACCUUUAUUUUCAAUCCCACCCUUAACCUGUUGGGACUCUGUAGUUAUGUUUUAGGUUUUCUUUUCUUUUUUUAAUCAGUUAAAACAACUAUUUUGGGCUGUAAUUUCCUUGUUUGUAUAUUUCUGUUUUGGUGAAGUGCAAUUGUCCUGUACAAAGCCUGUAUUUAAUACAGCUUGAGUUAAAGUUAAAAGAAGAAAAAAAAACCUUUGUACACUAUCAGCCCUUUUCCUGCUCUUCUGGAGUUCCAACAAAUGUCUAUUCAGUGAAUAUUACUGUUUGUCCUCCAGGUGAUAUUAUCCUCUUGCUCUUUUUAAUUUUUUUUGUUUGUCUUUGCUCUUUAAGAAACGGGUAAAUUGUAUAGGUUCACAGCACAGUAAGCUCUCUAAACCAUAAAUUCUAAUAUCUACAUUUCUUUUGUUUUGUAUUUAAAAAAAUCUACGUAGUGUAGUAACUAUGGUACUACAGUCUUUCAUUGUGUGUUCUGUCUUUUGGGGGCUAUUCUUGUUCAUCACCUGUAAACAACGCAACAAAGCAGUUCCUAAAUUUGUAAGUCGCUCUGGAUAAGAGCGUCUGCUAAAUGACUUAAAUGUAAAUGUAGAUGCAAAUGAAGAUGAGCUCACCUGACACCUUUUAACACUUGUGGUGUGUGUGCCUGCCUGUGGGUAGUGGCAAGUGUUUCUAGGUGCUUGUGUGCGUGCACAUGUUUGUAUAGAGGUAGAUCUGUAUAUCUGUAGCUGUUAGCUAAUGUUUGCUAUGGUGGUGCAGAUUAUGGCAAAUGUUUCUCCAUUACUCCUACAUACCUAUUGUGCACCUGUCUUGUAUAUCAGUACGAUACUACCCUUCACUUCAGAGCUUUGGAGAACACUUUAUAUGACACUGGAUGGAUUAAGUUGACUUUUUGCUAUUUUUAACUUAUGACAUCUGCCACAACCAUUUUGUAAUUCUACUGACAUGCAGUGAUUUAUGCUAGUCUGACUAGUUUACAUGUUCAUGUAAGAAUUUUUUUAAAUAAAUGUAAUAUGUCACAGAUGCACAUAUUUCAGCUUUAUGAUGGCCCAGCAUGCCACGUGAAGUUUUCUGAGAUUCAGUGCAUUUUAUUUGUUAAAAGCCUGCGUUUGGUACUGAGAGGAGUUCAAAUCACAACAUCUAUAUGAUAAUCUGAUUUUACAAGUGUAUAAGUGCCGAUUUUGUUAAAAACCCUAAUUACCACCAUCGGUCUGAGUGAACCUUCAAUCUUCCCUUAACAAUUUCGAGGUGGUAUUUUUUUAAAUUGUUGCGAUAUUCAACUAUACAACCAAGAACAAAUCCACUGAAUGCAAUGAGCUGUCCUAGAGUACCUUAUAUUUACUCUGAGUGGUUCGGGGGGCUCUGUGUAGAGUCCUCAGCCACUGCACCAGGAGCCUGUGCACAAUAUGGUAUGCUUCUAAAGUGUGUAUUGUUUUGCUGUAAAUCUUUCCCUUAAAAAAAAUCUAAUGAAUAGUUAGACUAAAUCUGUAUUUUACAUGCAGAUGUAUUUCUUGGUGAGAUGUUUUUUAUUUUGAACUGCAUUGCUGCAAGUCUUUUCUGACCUAUUGUCAAGGAAUAAAUCAUGUCACUUGAGUUAAAUGCUUGGUUAGCAAGAUACUCUUGUUUUUGAAUGUUGAAUCAAUUAGAAUUGAGCUCUGUAGGUAAAUGUGUCCUAAUCCCCUUGGGUUCUGUCCUGUUUGUCUAAAUCAGGUUUUCCCAAACUUGGUCCCCAAUGCACGUUUAGUUUUUUUUCCCCUAGAACUACACAGCUGAUUUCAAAUAAUUAAAGCUUGAUGACAAGUUUUUUAUUUAUUUUUUUUAUUUUUUUAUCAGCAGCAGAGUGCUAGGGCAAAAAACAAAAUGUGCACCCAAGGGACCCAGGACCAAGUUUGGGAAACACUGGUCUAACACAGGGUAACGUACUGAAUUUAUCAUUUCUCUUUAACCAACUGACAAUCUAAUGAUGUAACUUCUAACAACAAACUACCACGUUGACUCCUGAAUUUGACCCCAAGAUAAACAGUUUAGAGAUGGCUUGAUAUGCCACCCUUGUUGUUGUAUUUUAUCCGUACCUGCAGUUGUUUUUUAGAAAUUAUAAAUAAUACGAAGUACAUCCCAGAUUAACUCUUCAAAAUUGUAUUUUUUCUGAGCUUGCCAUAUGGACAAUUGAUACAGCUGUAAUGUCAAUUAUACAUACAAUUUUGUUAAAGGGUAAACAAGUCUAACAAUGCCUUCAUAAUUUUAAGCAAUGAAUCUGAUGAAGUGAUUAUGUAGUCAUUGUUGAGAUGCAAUAUAUGGUUCAACUGUCACAGCUACCCAAGUCACUUUUCCAAAUUGAGAAAGAAAUGUGGUUAAAUUGGUAAAUGUCUUUCUUUACUGUGAUUUUGUGUGAAGGGAACCAAGUUUUAGGAUUGCAAAGAGGCGUGAACAACCGUAAUACAAGCCCUAGCUUUUUUUAACGUAUGUAUAGUUGUUUAGGAUCUUAGCUUAAGGAGUGCAAACAUUCGGUUACGCUGUUGUCCUUUUUAUAAGCUAAAGUAUUUUCUACAGAAAUACUACAGUAUGUAUAUUGUUUUUCAUUUACGAAAUGAUGUAACCAAGGAAAAUCUGUCUUAACCUGUUUUGCAGGUUUAUUCUUUUACUGUCAGUUUUUUUUUUUUUUUUUUUUAACAAGACUUGAAAUAAAUACUUUUUUAUUUCCGAAAUGCAUUAACUUAAUCUUUUGGCUAGCCAGACAUUUUUCUGUUAUAUGUACAACUUAACACUGAUUUUGUGCUGCCCUGCUGUUGUUUAAGGAGUCAGCUUUAAGUUCAGCGUUCUGUUGUCAACACACCAGUUUUAAUGUGGGCUACUCGCGUACUGUCGGACUUGCGCAGUGACUAAGGUUUUAGGUUCAUGUAAGGCGUCAUCUCUGUCAUAUUCUUAUUUAAGCCUCAUAAGGAAUAUAUUUAUAUUGGAGUAAGAGAUUUUAAUGCUUGUGCCCAUAUUGUACAUAAUAUUGAUGUACCUCAGUUGUGGUGAUACUGUGUGACCCUUUGGCAGUGGUGGGUUGUGUCCCCUUUAACAGGGGGCCUGAACCCAAUGUUGCUGACCUUUUCAGCUCACUAAUAAGCUCACCGAUUUGCCUUACCCAAUCUAACUCAACCCCCUAAAGUACUUGUUCAUUGGAACACUUCAAUGAGUCAUUUCAAAUUGUGUUUCCAAGUUAGGGUACUUCUCUACAAAGUGGCAUACUAUGUUGGUAGUCACAUGGUACACCUUUUCAUUUCUGGUUUAUAUUAAAAACAAAUGUUACUUAUUGAAUCUUUUGAAAUAUUAUUUGAAUUGUUCAGUCCUGCAGAUGUCCUACUUUCAGCAAAUGCAAGUGUUAAACAAUUGGGUAACCUUGUAAGCAUUUGAAAUGUGCGUACAUGUCUGCUAUAUUUAUGAAUGCAUUCAAGAAUAGCUUUAGUGCUGUAGAUAAGUAUUGUCUAUGUUGAUUCAACUGCUUCUCAGAGGCCUCUGUGAUUGACUACAAAGUUCAAAAACUGUAUAUUUUGUAUUAUGUUCUAGCUCGGAUAAAAGAAAAUGUUAAAGCUUUGUUCCCUGAACUUUAUUGUGCUAUGUGAGUCGAUUGAACAAAUUGCAUUCCUUGCUUGUGAAUUUAUGCGUUCUCGUAUUUCCCUGAUCUUCUCCUUAGUUUUUUUUUGUUGCCUUUUUGAAUUUUGAAAUAAAAUUUCUAGUUUGCAGAAUGUACCACAAAAUAAAUGGGUUGUUACCUUG
This is a messenger RNA of Oncorhynchus nerka (sockeye salmon), 5469 nucleotides long. Its product is annotated as protein phosphatase 1A. The record is from RefSeq and is a predicted model, not a curated record. Gene Ontology annotation, cellular component: cytosol; nucleus. Gene Ontology annotation, biological process: positive regulation of canonical NF-kappaB signal transduction; positive regulation of canonical Wnt signaling pathway; negative regulation of canonical NF-kappaB signal transduction. The transcript is spliced from 6 exons. Bases 200 to 1477 code for a protein of 425 amino acids. Gene Ontology annotation, molecular function: manganese ion binding; protein serine/threonine phosphatase activity; magnesium ion binding. Lineage: Eukaryota; Metazoa; Chordata; Actinopteri; Salmoniformes; Salmonidae.